AUGUCUUCUUCUCUUCAGUUUAAAAAGGUUGCAGGUAGUGAUGGGUCUUCUGCAUGGAACACCAAUGACCAGCAAUAUAAUGCGUUCGUUCAUGAAGGAGAUACUGAUACUCCGACUUACGUUAAAACAUUCCAAAACUGCGUUCGUAUAUUGAAGAAGUAUGCCAGGUUUGUGGGUCCCGGAUUAAUGGUUUCCGUUUCAUACAUGGACCCGGGGAAUUUCAGUACCGCUGUGGCAGCAGGUUCUGCGCACAGAUAUAAACUUUUAUUCUCUGUUCUGGUCACCAAUAUUCUAGCAGCAUUUUGGCAAUGCUUAUGUGCUAAGUUAGGUGCCGUCACCGGAUUAGAUUUGGCUCAAAAUUGUAAAAAACAUUUACCUCCGACCCUCAAUUUGGUUCUAUACGUGCUAGCUGAAGUGGCGAUUAUUGCUACUGAUCUUGCGGAAGUGGUUGGUACAGCAAUCUCCUUGAACAUCCUUUUCAAGAUCCCGUUGCCACUAGGUGUCAUUUUAACAGUAGUGGAUGUCUUGGUUGUGUUAUUGGCAUACAAGCCUAAUGGAUCCUUGAAACUUGUACGGUGGUUCGAAGCCUUUGUUUCGUUACUCGUGUUUGCAACAGUGGUUUGUUUCGCAAUCGAGUUAUUCUCCGUCCACAUCGACUCUGUAGGUGAAGUGUUUAAGGGAUUCCUACCGUCAAAAGCUGUUUUCGAGAGUGAUGGUUUGUAUCUAAGUUUGGCAAUUCUUGGAGCUACAGUUAUGCCCCAUAGCUUAUACCUCGGAUCAGGUGUUGUUCAACCAAGAUUAAGGGAUUACGACAUCAAACAGGGACAUUACAUUCCAUCACAAAAUGAUGAAGAUAAUAACCAUGAUAAUUACAAACCUUCUAUCGAUGCAAUCCACGACACAUUAAAUUACACAAUGGCUGAAUUAUUGGUUUCAUUAUUUACUGUUGCCCUAUUUGUUAACUGUUCGAUCCUAAUUGUAGCUGGUGCCACUCUAUACGGGGUAACUUCAAACAAUGCGCACGAAGCAGAUCUUUUCUCCAUCUAUAAUCUAUUAUCAGAAACUCUUUCAAAGACUGCUGGUACAAUUUUUGUCUUGGCCUUACUAUUCUCUGGGCAAUCUGCAGGUAUUGUGUGUACUCUAAGUGGACAAAUGGUCUCGGAAGGAUUCUUAAAUUGGACUGUUGCUCCAGCAUUAAGGCGUGCAUUGACGCGUGUUGUUGCUAUAACACCAUGUUUGAUUUUAGUAUUGGUGGCCGGUAGAAACGGUUUAUCAGGGGCUCUCAAUGCCUCACAGGUGGUUCUCUCGUUACUAUUACCAUUUGUGAGUGCUCCAUUGAUUUACUUCACUAGUAAUAAAAACAUUAUGAGAGUUCCUUGGGCUAUAGAUUGUUCUCAAGAACCGUCAAACUUAUUUGCAUUACAGAAUUUGUCUUCCAGUAACUUAGCCACAGAUGAUGCUACCGUUAUUGCUCAUGAUACUGAUGAUGAGGUGGACGCUCAUCUAAUUAAUUCCCCUGAACCUCUAUCAGAUGAGUCUGUUCAUUACAAAGAUUUCAGUAACAGCAUUUUCACUACGGUUGUUGCUGUCAUUGUAUGGAUCUUCAUCUCCGGUUUGAAUUUCUAUUUACUAAUAUCUUUUGCUAACGGUCAGGACGUCCAUUUGUAG
Messenger RNA from Kluyveromyces lactis, 1668 nucleotides. It is a transcript of the gene SMF2, whose product is annotated as divalent metal ion transporter SMF2. Gene Ontology annotation, molecular function: cadmium ion transmembrane transporter activity; manganese ion transmembrane transporter activity. The record is from RefSeq and is a predicted model, not a curated record. Gene Ontology annotation, biological process: iron ion transport; intracellular manganese ion homeostasis. The transcript has a single exon. Bases 1 to 1668 code for a protein of 555 amino acids. Gene Ontology annotation, cellular component: plasma membrane. Lineage: Eukaryota; Fungi; Ascomycota; Saccharomycetes; Saccharomycetales; Saccharomycetaceae.